Messenger RNA from Peronospora matthiolae, 933 nucleotides. NCBI's taxonomy places the organism in Eukaryota, Oomycota, Peronosporomycetes, Peronosporales, Peronosporaceae. The record is from the annotation of a GenBank genome assembly.
AUGGUUGACAAGUCCAUGCGGUGCGCGAACAAGGCCGCCGAGAGCGCGUCUGCACGUCUCUGUGCGGACGCCGAAGCAGAAACUACAGCAACUGAUGUCCCAUCGGUUGCUGAAUCGACUCAGCCUGUAUCACCUGGUGAUGCAGGCGCUGGUCAUGAAGACACUCGUGUCUUCACAGAGUACGAGCUCGGUGUCUCGUACUCUCCUGAUACGGAUGACGGAUCCGUAUCGACGGCAAUUGAAUCCAAGCCGCCUGCCAAGCGUGGCAUGGACGAUGCUUUGCGUCGCAGCAUCUUUGGUUCAUCUGAUGAGUCAGAUGAACCAUCGCCGAAGCGAAGGCGCUCGAGGUCGCGAGACUCGGGCGCUAAUAGUGGUGUCGUUUCUCCAAUGGACACCACUUCACAGCGAGGUGCCAGUACUUCUGUCGGCACGUCGCAGGAAGAGCGGGACCGCAAUGUGUUGCGUCUCGCUCCAGAAAAGAAGGCAUGGAUGCCUCCUAAAUCUGUCAUGGAUCACUUGUCGGCGACGACGAGUGAUCGUUAUCGAACACGAUUGUUCGAUUCGUCGAGGAUUCAUCACCUUGACCCCAGCGCGAAAGACUAUCGCGCUGAACAUGAGUUCUUCAUCGAUGCUUUCUUCAGACAUCGAUGGUACAGUGGGAAUCACAAACGUGAUGGUCCCUCACUACUUCAGGCGUGGAACGCCUACAUCCAUAAUCUCGAGGAUGUAGGUCGUGACGCUUGGAACGACAAACUUAUCAAAGCUCGUGAUAAGUUUGAAAAGCGAACCCCGAGAGGUGCACGCUACAAGCUGCAUCGUCUGUCAAGGGAGAAAGGAUUACCCUGCCUUUCUUGGGGAGACUCGUGCCCAUGUUGUGUGAACAACUCUGCACGAGCACCUAAGGAGGCUUACCUCCUUACCAGCCCGUGGUGA